AUGGGUUCUAGAUUAAGCAGACAGAGUAGUCUGGACAAUGAGAAUUUUACGAAAAGGCGUCACAAUCAUGUUGACAGCAUAGGAGAAAGCGACAGAGAUGGAAGUCGAGGCGGAGGCGACUUUCUGUUUACAAUAAUGCUGAAAUCAGACAAACUGCCCGGGAUGCUGCGGAGGUCCAACCACAGUCCCUACGUGAGGCGAGUGGCAUGGAUCCGAGAGAUACAAAAGCUGCUCCGUGAUCGCAGGAUAGAUCAGGCAACCGACGUGCUCAAACUAUUGAGGAAGGUAAGGACAAACUACAGUAUCUACAUACAUUUAAUUGGAAUUAUUGCACACGAAUUAAGCAUGAUUGCGCACAGUAGGCCUACAUCGCCUGCAUCGAUCUGCUGUCAUGACAAAUACCUGUCAUCGCUAUGUGUUUGGUCAAUCCCAUUGUAACAACUUUGAUUUAAAUAUUUCAAACAGAUACAUUGCAGAUACAUAGCGAGCAUAAUUUAGACUGUCGUGGAUGAGUUAGAAUAUUACACAUUUUGUAGGCGCUCUACAUUAUUUAACCUCCUGACCACACAGUGCCACAGGUGUUCCUCCUUUUGACCCGUUAUGGAAGGAGGUGUUUGUAAACUAUUAGGCCUGCCCACUACUCUCACUGUCAGCCCUGGCAUCUGGUAAUUUCCUUGGCACCACUAUAGACCGUAGUAUACAGGUGCUGCUGCUAUUUCAAAUAACUAUCACAGUUACUAUUCACAAUAUGAUAUACAUAACAUAUUGCACAGAUUUGUCUGAGUGCUUGCACUUUUUCGGAGUUUCUAAUAAUAGCAGAAACAGGAUGCCAUACCAGUUUAGAGUGAAUCUGGCAAAUAUAGAGUGAAUCUGGCAUAUAUAGAGUGAAUCUGGCAUAUAUAGAGUGAAUCUGCCAUAUAUAGAGUGAAUCUGGCAUAUAUAGAGUGAAUCUGCCAUAUAUAGAGUGAAUGUGGCAUAUAUUCUCAUAAAUAGGCAAUGCUAAGUGCACAUGGGACUCUAAGUGUCGCUGUCUGUAUAAUUAUUUUUUCACUACAUUAUAUUAUGCCAUUCCACACAUGUAAUGAUGUAAUGAUCAUGUAAUAUGCUUAGUAUUGACAUUUGUAGGCACACCUGCAUUUGGCCAAUUUAAUUUAAUCCUAUUUUGACUGUGUUUCGUCCUUAAAUGGUUAGUGAAUUUGCCACUGCAUCUUGCGUUGGGUUGAAAUGAAGUACAAAUGGGGAUUUUCAGUUAUGAAUCAAGUGCAAUCGGCAUGUGUAAGCCACACCCUCCACAGUCCCCCUAACUCACGUCACAGUCUCCUCUACUGACAUGUCACUGGAUGACUACUUUUCUGCUGCCAGACCAUUCUCUGUAAUGGACCUCAGCAGUUAUAGUAGGAGAGUGAGCAGUUGAUGGUUCCAGAAAUACAGAAAAUCACCCCAUUUCAUAUAGAUUAAUUCAAGUUCUGCCUCAGGUAUACAUGGGAUAUUUUUAUGUAGAUUCACAGAGCUAAAAUAUAGCACGUAACAUUGACAUAGUAUUUGUAUAUAUUUAAUUGGACCAUCGUACUGGUAAUGAUUGCUACACAACAUGCUUAGUAGUACACUAAGACACAGGAAUGCAUGAUGGCUUGAAAAUGCCCUAGCAUAAACCAUUGUGUCAAGUUUGGAUUUUGAUCUAUUUAUUUGCUAUCUACGCAUCAUGUUUUUAUGGAAGGAUCAGGAUUUCAAAACAUGUUAUCAGCUGAAAAGUCAUUUCUAUAACAAUACCGAGGGUAUGACAAUAAGACUGUUGAUGCGCAGUAACAGUAUCUAUGAUAGUCCUGUUUGUUAGCUCAAGCGUAAGCCCCUCUCUCUUUCAGGCAUUGUCCAAUCUGUAGUUAAUUAUGCUGAAGACUUGACAGAGGAGAGCGUAGAAGCUCCUUAAUCAACGCAAGGAGAUAACCCAGGGUGCCAAAGCUGCAUGACAGCCACAUCACAGGGGACCCUGUUUAGAUUUAAUACGCCUCACAUUAUCAGCAUUCAGGCUUUUGCAAAUGGGAACGUGUCUCAAAAAUGAUAUUCUGGUUUGUAACUCAAUUAAAAGAGGUGAUAAAUCAUCCACUGUAUAGUUAAUGGCCGUGCUAUGGUUAGGUUAGAGUUACUGUAACAACUGAAUGAAGAUGCACAUGUAUAGGCAACUGAGUUCAUAAUGUUGCAUCUGCAGUAAAGUGGUUAAGUCUAUUCUUCACAACAUCCCAUUAAAAAAUACUCUUCAUUGCUUCAGACGUGGUGCGGUUACAUCUGUAUUGAUCAUGUUUUAAUGCCUCUGAGAUGAUCAGAUGUGGGCCACAAGGACAAACAACACAGAAGGGAAUUAUUUGUAGACCUGUCUUCUCGAAAAAAGAGUAGGAGCUUCUCGCGCGUUUUGUCUCAUUUGUGUUUACUGUUGCUCUUGUUAAAAAGGGAAGUCAGUAAUGUGUGGCUGCCGGCUUCCCACUCAAACUGUCCGUUACAAUCAAGGCCUUUUGUUGUGUAUGUGUGUGUGUGUGUGUGUGUGUGUAUGUGUGUCCAUCCUCCCUGUCUCUCAUUUCUCUCUGUUUGUGCACGUCCAGCUCUACCCCUCACAUACACAGGCUAAUUAGGCCUUUGCAGAACUGAGGCUCAUGAACAGCUGUCCUAUGCAGCCUGUGGAAAUUGUUAUUUUCUGUUACAUUUCUUCUCUCCUUAAUUCAUUAUUCAUUCACCUCUUAAAAGGUGUAUGCAAAUCUUUUAAUCCAGUUGGCUCUGAUUUGUACGUAGCUUGUUACGGGCAGCAUUCUCACUCAAAAGCCUUUAACUCUACCUGUCAUGUAGCAACUGUUUGGUGUCUGUCUGCCCUACAAAAAUGUGUCUGCACCAUUCAUGGAUAAGUUGUUUUUAGACUAAUGUUUAGAAUGUAUUGCACAAUGGCAGACCUAAACAAAAUGCUUCAUUAAACAUCAAAAGAAGAAGCAAAUGCUCAUCCAUCAUUGAAUGUUUAUUGAACUCACAUAUACUGCAGGAUUCAUCAGAAGGACACUAGUUAGUGCUAAAGUUAGAGAUACAGGGUGUGCAAUACUGUGGUACGCUAAAGCUCUCUGCAACUCCAAAUCACUGAGGUGUGGGUGGAUAUCCCAAAAGAAAUGUUUCUGCCUGGAGCAAGGCACAUUAAGCACAUUACUGUAUUCAGGUAGAGCUCUCUGCAGAUGAAAGCCUUCGCCCCCUUCAAUGAAUAUUUUUAACAAAAACAAAAACACUACAGUAGCAUCACAUUAUUAUCUCUGGAAAGUCUCAAUAUCCUCUUUAUACCGUAUAUUUUUUCCUGUCAUUAAAACAGAUGUGUCGUUUUGAUCAUAUAUUUCAUUUCACAAUAUAGCCUAUGAUCAGUCAGGUGUGUCUGUGAUAAUGCUGCUGUCGUUACACAAUUAAUUGUUUUCAUGAAAUACAAAAAGCGAUAACUGUGGCCUUAAGGCACUAUGAGUUAUACUGUCUCUUCUUGUCUGAUUUGGCAGGAUCUGGGCAUGGAAGGCACAUCCCUCAAUGACAUUUUAUAUAAGAACGCUGCUUUUCUCAACCUGGUGGACCCCAUCUCCCAUGAGCUGUUGCUCAACCUGGCUCGCGAGAUGCAGUGUCCCAAGAAGGUAAGCUCUCCACAACACUCACCUCAUGGCGUAUUGUCUGCUUAGCUUGGAAUCAAGCUUCCAGAAAUCAAGACGUCAAGAGAACAAGUCAUGAAUAGAAUGAAAUGCUGUUACAAUACAAUCAUUAUGGGGGAAGGUCUUCCACAUUGUCUUGCAACUGCUUCUCCUCAUGGUUUGGCUUUAUAAUGAUUGGUCCUAUAAUAAUGUCUGUGUAUUAUUACCAUACAGACGAACUGGAUGUUGUUUACAUAAAGUAACGCCAGGGUAGUGGGUUCGAUCCCCGGGACCACCCAUACGUAAAAAUGUAUGCACACACAUGGAUAAAAGCGUCUGCUAAAUGGCAUAUUAUUAUUAUUAUUAUUAUUAAAGAGAUUGAUAAAACAAUGAUAGAAUAAUCUCUCAGUUAUGCAACAUUUACACAUGAUGGCUAAUUGAAACGUUGAAAUGGGAUGGGGAUGCCGAAAGUAACCGACUUUACAUAACAGACAAUGGAUAGAAAUAACAAGAAAAUGUGUUUACUAGAUUUAGUAUUGAAUCUGGCCUCUUUCUUUCCAUCCCUCCUGUUUUCCACACUGUUGCACACCGCCUUUGAUUACUUUUACUUUGUCCUUUCAUGAUCUAAAGCUGUAUCUCAAUCAAGAAUGUUCUGGUAGAAUGUAUCUCAAAAGUUUAGCGGUUAUAUAAUGUGCUGUAUUUUGCUUCUACUGUAUGUGGUCUCAAAGAGUGACAACCAUAUUUGGAACUAAACUAAAAAGAGGGCCUCUGGUAUUCUUUUGUUGAUAUACUUGACUUUUCAUUCUGUGUUUUGGGUGAUUUAUCUUCCCACAGAAGGACGCUGACACCAUCAAGUCGUCAGAUAAGAUCUGCAGACAGCUGAUCUACCACCUGACCCCUCACUCCAAGUGGCUCAGACAGAGCAUGUCCAGACGGAAGUCCCAGGCCUGGUAAGCCCCUCCAUCUAGCCAUACGUCUUUCACACAUAGAGCCCCUGCUCCAUGAACCCUGACUCCCCAAACUGCCCAAAUUCUAAAACCGCCAUUUGAAAUGGUGCCAAUGCCACAACCAGACGUCUGACAACCACCCUAGACAUCAUCUAAGUGGGUUUUGAGUGGGUUUGGCUGACAUUCAAUAGGGCUGGGACACAGCGGCCUCUGGACUGGCCAGGCAGGGCAGGACCACAGAGACAACCAGAAGUGUCAAUCAUUCCUCUGUUUCAGUCCUCUUUGACUCAGAACAGGCCAGUCUCCAUACAGACUACAAACGUGGCCAGUUUGGUUGGGAAGAAAUAGAGGGGGUGUAUAAAAAUAAGAUCCAUUGGCACCUUAGAUGAAAACAGGUUAUUUAUAUCAACCGGUUUUCUUAUCAUCAUACUGCAUUGAUGUGCAAAUAAUUAAUAUGGAAAUAGCUUGCAAAUGAAUUGACAGGUUCUUCUGUAUCUAGGUCUUUAGUAAUUCUAUACACAAAAAAAGCAGGAUAUGAUUACGCUUGUUCCAGUAAUUGCUAAUUUUACAUUUUUACAGAUGGAUAGACAGUGGAAACAAUCAAUUUUCUAAAGUAAUCGAAAAUAAGCAGAAGAGAACACGAUCUGAUGAGUCGGGCUCAUUGUGCUUCAGUCUGAGGUAACAGCACGAAAAGACAAACAGAGAAUAAUAAGUAAGUAACAAAAGGAUAGUAACAGAAGGAUCAAGUCAAAAAAUACAUUGAUUCCCGUGUGGCGCAGUGGUCUAAGGCACUGCAUCGCAGUGCUAGCUGUGCCACUAGAGAUCCUGGUUCAAAUCCAGGCUCUGUUGUAGACGGCCGCGACCGGGAGACCCAUGGGGCGGCGCACAAUUGGCCUAGCAUCGUCCAGGGUAGGGGAGGGAAUGGCCGGCAGGGAUGUAGCUCAGUUGGUAGAGCCCCCGUAGGUUAGAUUCCCACAGCGGGCCAGUAUGAAAAUGUAAAAAAAAUAAUGUAUGCGCUCACUAACUGUAAGGUUGCUCUGGAUAAGAGCGUCUGCUAAAUGACUAAAAUGUAAUUUCAAUAUCUCCUUGUCUUGCUGCAGAACUACUUUUAAACUCAAGCAAGGCUUUAAUGCGCAUGUGGACAUUGAUGUCACCCUGAUUUAGGAGAGACAUUAGAUUAGGUUGAGACUGACUCACUGACAGCAUAUUAGAGUAUGUGAGGAUGUGUUCCCAUGUUGAACUUGUAGUUGAAGUGGUUAUUUUCACUGAGUAAUUCAGCUGGCUCCAUAAAACCUGCAGAGAGCGACUGUCUGACACAGUCUGAGGCAAGCAGCAGGACAAACAUUAGUCAUCACCUCCCAUUGCUUGUUAUGUUCCGCUCUAGGGAAACUACACUCAAAUGGCACUUUCUAAGGUGUUCCCCUAUUCAGAGUUAGUUGAGUUGUAGCAAAGCACAAAAUAAAGGAUUUCUGUUUCUGCUAAAAUAUUAUUGAACCUAGAUAUUAUCAGUCGAGCUCAUUUUACUUGAGUAUAACUUUUUACAUUUCUCACUACUAGGCCGGGCUGCAAUUCUUCCUUGAAAUUGCUGAUUCAAUUGUGAUAGGAGUUACUGCACAAGCAGUCGCAAAUAUAAUGCUAUGCAAUGCACACAGAUAGGCAGCUAUACCACCCUGCUAAACAAAUGCAUAAUAACCACCAACUAUAAAGUCUCAUCACAAUACAUCUAGCUGCUAUAGCUAUAUCCACAGAUCUUUCAUGGCAUAUUCUGUUUAAAACUGUUUUUUUCUCUCCUGGCUAAUUUGCAAAUUCCUCUUCAUAGGUUUAGACAUACUCUUUAUUUGUAUACUACCGUAUAUGAGAUUAAUGAGGAUACAGGUUUAGUAUAUCUGAGGUACAUCAUAACAUGUCAGCUCAAUCCACAGUGGCCCUGUACACACAGGAGACAGUUGAGGAUUAUGACAGUUGGCAACCUUGCAUGGCCACUUUCUCUCUGUCUGUCUGUCACAUGUUGAAAUGUCAGUCCUGCAGCCAGCCAGUAGGAGUGCAGCAGACACCUGGGGUGAAGAGGGGGCAAUAAGGGGCAGUAACCUGACUGAUCAGUCUGACUUGACUUGACAUUCUGCUCCUGUCCCUCUGCUCUGUGUUCUACUGUGGCUGAGAAGGGAACAUUUACAUUUGACAUUUUAGUCAUUUAGCAGAUGUUCUUAUCCAGAGUGAUUUACAGUUAGUGCAUUCAAGAUAGCUAGGUGGGACAACCACAUAUCUCAGUCAUAAUAAGUAAAUUGUUCCUCAAUAAAGUAGCUAUCAGCAAAGUUAGUGCUAGUAGGGGGAAAAGACAAGUGCAAGUGUUAGUUCACUAAAGGCAAAUUGUUUUGGGGGGAGGGGGAUUAUUUAAGAUACUCUUUGAAGAUGUAGGGUUUCAGAUGUUUUCGGAAGAUGGGCAGGGAGUCUGCUGUACUAGCUUCAGGGGGAAGCUGGUUCCACCAUUGGGGUGCCAGGACAGAGAAGAGCUUUGACUGGGCUGAGCGGGAGCUGCCCUCCCGUAGGGGUGGGAGGGCCCAGAGAUCAGAGGUGGCAGAACGGAGUACUUGGGUUGGGGUGUAGGGUUUGAGCAGAACCUAAAGGUAGGGAAGGCGGGGAGCCCAGCCAACAGCAAGUUGCAGUAGUCCAGACAGGAGAUGAACAGAUGAAUAAUAGAGAGUGGUGCUUUAAACAUUAAUGACUUUGCAAAAACAAAAUUAUGUUAGCUGUGCAGUAGCCCAGGGGAGAUAUGGGGAGAAAAUUGACUCCUUGAAGAAAUUAUUCUCAACUAUAGCAUAUAGCAGGAUUACUUUUUCAUGGCAAUCUGUCUCUGUAGGGGCUCUUCAUUUUGACAGUCAAUAUAUUUAGCUGAUUAACAUGCCCAGGGAAUUAAAAACAGUACUUUUGUGUUUAUUCUGCAUGAUUUAUGAUUGAAUCCUGACAUCCACAUACAUUUUUUCCAAUUACAUUUAUGAAUGCUUUAAGUAGCCUAGUUUCAGUGAUUUGAGAUUCCUGGAAACGUCAGACCCAGAUUGGGACAAACAAUGAGCCAUCUAAUUUACUGUUAAAUUCCUCUGGAUUUAAUGGCCACAAUACUGAUUCUUUGAAAAAGGCUGUAAAUUAGUGUAGGGCUCAAUGAAGAUCAUGUUACUAGAGAGAGAGAGACAGCGAAAGAGAGAGAGCGCUCGCGAGAUGAAAGAGGCUCUUUAUUCAGGGACUGAGACAUUUAUUUUCUUGUUUCCAGAGCACAGAAAUAAUGUGUCUGAGGAGCAGGGAAUGCGCAGAUGAAGUUUAUGUUGCUCAUCAUCACACAUUGCUUCUACAGUAUAUUGAAUACAUCAUAUAUACACUAUACUGUGCAGUAUAAAGCCUGGUGUAAAUAAAUGUCAAUACGUUAUAGCAUCUCUCUAUAUGAAAAAUGCCCUCUAGUUGAACAAGUGGCAGGUGGUGCACUGGAUGUCACUGUAAGUCACUGGGUGCUGGGGGACGUUGUAAUUCAAACCCACACUAAAUCAGAAACUCAGGGCUCUUCCAAGACAUAUUACUACCAACCAGGCUGGAGAAUGGGGAUUGGUUAAGCACUGAAGUUCUCAAACAGUAUGAAAUAUUUGGCAUAUGAGCAAAGGUUGUUAUAGGGUGGUAUGCAGAUGAUAUACAGUGCAUUCGGAAAGUAUUCAGAACCCUUCCCUUUUUCCAAAUGUUGUUAAGUUACAGCCUUAUUCUAAAAUAGAUUAAAUAAAUAAAAUCUACCCACAAUACCCCAUAAUGACAAAGUGAAAACAGAUUUUUAGAAAUUGUUGCAAAUGUAUUAAAAAUAAAAACAGAAAUACCUUAAUUACAUAAGUAUUCAGACCCUUUGCUAUGAGACUCGAAAUUUAGCUCAGGUGCAUCCUGUUUCCAUUGAUCAUCCUUGAGAUGUUCCUAAAACUUGAUUGGAGCACCUGUGGUAAAUUCAAUUGAUUGGACAUGAUUUGGAAAGGCACACACCUGUCUAUAUAAGGUCCCACAGUUGACAAUGCAUGUCAGAGCAAAAACCAAGCCAUGAGGUUAGAAAGAAUUGUCUGUAGAGCCUCGAGACAGGAUUGUGUCGAGGCACAGAUCUGGGGAAGGGUACCAAAACAUUUCUGCAGCAUUGACAGUCCCCAAGAACACAGUGGCCUCCAUCAUUCUUAAAUGGAUGUUUGGAACCACCAAGAAUCUUCCUAGAGCUGGCCGCCUGGCCAAACUGAGCAAUCGGGGGAGAAGGACCUUGGUCAGGGAGGUGACCAAGAACCCAAUGGUCACUCUGACAGAGCUCCAUGGUGGUGGCAGGAUCUUGCUGUGGGGAUGUUUUUCAGCGGCAGGAACUGGGAGACUAGUCAGGAUCGAGGGAAAGAUGAACAGAGCAAAGUACAGAGAGAUCCUUGAUGAAAACCUGCACCAGAGCGUUCAGGACCUCAGACUGGGGCAAAGGUUCACCUUCCAACAGGACAACGACCCUAAGCACACAGCCAAGACAACGCAGGAGUGGCUUCGGGACAAGAAUGUCCUUGAGUGGCCCAGCCAGAGCCCGGACUUGAACCCGAUUGAACAUCUCUGGAGAGACCUGAAAAUAGCUGUGCAGCAACGCUACCCAUCCAACCUGACAGAGCUUGAGAGGAUCUGCAGAGAAGAAUGGGAGAAACUCCCCAAAUACAGGUGUGCCAAGCUUGUAGCGUCAUACCCAAGAAGACUCAAGGCUGUAAUCGCUGCCAAAGGUGCUUCAACAAAGUACUGAGUAAAGGGUCUGAAUACUUAUGUAAAUGUCAUAUUUCCUGUUUUUGCUUUGUCAUUAUGGGGUAUUGUGUGUAGAUUGAUGAGGGGGAAAAAACAAUUGAAUCAAUUUUAGAAUAAGGCUGUAACGUAACAAAAUGUGGAAAAAGUAAAGGGGUCUGAAUACUUUCCGAAUGUACUGUACAAAUGUAAUGUGUUUGUAUGAAGCAGAACAGUGCAUUAGAUCAAUGGUCUCUCUUCCUUAUUGCUCAGAAUGAGCCAUUGCCAUGAUAUUCCAACUCCUGAAAGUCAGCAUUAAAGCAACAUCAAGGUGCAAUGCCUCUAAUAAAAAUCUAACUGUGGACACCAAGAUCACACAAAUGUAAUCUUUCAAAGGGUAUGAGGAUUUUUCUCUGAUAGGCUCAUGCUGUGAGGCCAUGCACUGAAACGGAUAUCCAGCCAUAAGAAAAUGUUUUGCUUAUCAGUCACAUGUAUUCACAUGUAUUCAAUUUCCAUAAAAUGGAACCCACACCUGCCAUUUACAGAGAAGAAGUUAUAUCCACUGAAGCAGCACAAUUUACGCAAUCAAAUGCAUUUUCUAUGCUGGUAAAAUUAGUUAAUUCCAUGUUUUCUCUUUGAUGGCCUACAAAAGUGUUAAAUAUUUAAGCUUUUUAUCAAUCAAAUAUUUCUGCCAGGCUCUCCUGCUGCCACAAUCCCAAAUCUAUAAUGUCUGUCUAGACAUUUUUUGUUUCAUCUCGUUUCAAUCAUUAAAACAGGUUGGUUUGGCUUUCAAAUGAAGCCAUUGAGUGUUUUUGUGUCAUAUAAUCAGAUGGUGAAUGUUUUUCGCUCUUGGUGAUAAGGACAUCAAUGCUUUUCAUUCUCUGAAUGAGGAGGUUGGGUGUUUCGGAUGUUUUGGCCCUUCACUGUGUACACUGCUAAAUCCUCAUGCUGGAGAAUCUAUGUCAGCCUUCCGCUCCAAGCGUGUCCAACCCCCCUCCUUUAUACAACACAGAAAACACAAUAUGACACGAGGGCCAUGUUCCCAGGUCAUACACAUAGAUGAUACAAUUAAGACCAAAAUGUCAGUACUCAGCCCCUCUAUUUCCCUCAUUCAUGAAAAAAAGGUGCUGUCUAGAACCUAAAAGGGUUUUUCGGCUGGCCCCAUAGGAGAACCCUUUGAAGAACCCUUUUAGGUUCCAGGUAGAAACAUUUCCACAGAGGGUUCUUCAUGGAACCAAAAAGGGUUAUACCUGGAACCAAAAAUGGUUAUCCUAUGGGGACAGCCGAAUAACCCUUUUGGAACCCUUUUUUCUAAGAGUGUAAGCUCUGAGAUAUCUUAACUGAGCUAUUGUACUUUCAUAUCCAAGAAUGUCUCAAAUAAUGGUCAAUAUCCAAUACUUUUUUUUUCUUUACAGUCUCAAGACAACCCUGCAGAGAAAGGUAUCCACUGACACAGUCGACUUGUCUGGUAUCCCUCUCUCCAGUCGAGACGUCCGCCACGUGGCCUUCUACCUUCAGAAUAGUGGGGAAGCAGUGGUGGCUGUGGAUAUCAGCUUCACUGAGCUCCAGGAUGAGAACCUCCGUGUCCUGCUACCCGUCCUGGGGUCUCUGCCCAAACUCAACACCCUGGCCCUCAAUGGCAACCGGCUGACCCUGGCCAUAGUCAAAGACCUGACUGAGAUCCUGAAGGACCCCAAGAAGUUCUCCAGCCUGGCUUGGAUCGACCUGGGCAACAACUUGGACAUUUUCACCAUGCCCCAGCCCCUGUUAGUGGCCCUGCGUCGCCGCUGCAGCCUGAAGAACAGCUUGCCCACCAUCUACGAGUACACAGAGGGCCAACCCUACUGCUACCACAUGGAAACCUCCAUCGAGGAGCCCAGCCACUACGAGGAGGAGGAGGAGGCAGGGGAAGAGGGGGAGGAAGAUGAAGACGAGCUGGAGCAGUGGGGUAUAGGGGGGGAAAAGGUUUCAAAGGACUUCACCCUACGCUACUGUGAGAGGUGA
Coregonus sp. 'balchen' is the source of this 11338-nucleotide messenger RNA. The record is from the annotation of a GenBank genome assembly. NCBI's taxonomy places the organism in Eukaryota, Metazoa, Chordata, Actinopteri, Salmoniformes, Salmonidae.